This is a messenger RNA of Oreochromis niloticus (Nile tilapia), 7334 nucleotides long. RefSeq names its product nucleophosmin 1b (gene npm1b). Gene Ontology annotation, molecular function: chromatin binding; histone binding; RNA binding. The record is from RefSeq and is a predicted model, not a curated record. Gene Ontology annotation, biological process: chromatin remodeling; ribosomal small subunit export from nucleus; ribosomal large subunit biogenesis. The coding region runs from base 26 to 967 and encodes 313 amino acids. Gene Ontology annotation, cellular component: centrosome; ribonucleoprotein complex; nucleolus. The transcript is spliced from 11 exons. Lineage: Eukaryota; Metazoa; Chordata; Actinopteri; Cichliformes; Cichlidae.
GUUUCACCGUCCUAGUGGCUCUUUGAUGUGUCCGUCAUACGAGUUUACGGAAGUGUAUCCACCCACUGCAAAGAUGGAGGACGAUAUCUCAGAUAUGAGCAGACCACAAAUGUACUUAUUUGGUUGCACCUUGAAAUCGGACAAACGGGAAUUCAAAGUUGACCUAGACGGCGAUGAAACGGAGCAGCAGCUGUCACUGAAAGCAGUGUGUCUGGGAGCUGAGGCUGAAGAUAAGUUCCACAUGGUGGAAGUUGAAGGCCUCACUUACGACGGGAAGACGACAAAAGUGCCGCUAGCUGUCCUUAAACCUUCCGUCCUGCCCUCUAUGAGUUUAGGUGGAUUUGAGAUUACACCUCCAGUUACCUUCCGUCUCCAGUCUGGUUCUGGACCAGUUUACAUCAGCGGGCAACAUUUUAUUAGUGUGAAGGAUUCUGAUGAUGAAGAGGAGGAGAACAAUUCGUCGCCGGUAAAGCGGCCUGCAAAUCUGCUGGCAGGGAAGAAACCCCCGAUGAAAAAGCUGAAGAUGGAUUCCGAUGAUGAUGACGAUGAUGACGAUGAAGAAGACAGUGAUGAAGAUGAUGAUGACGAUGAUGACAGUGAUGAAAAUGAUGUGAAGCCACAGAAGAAUGUGGGAAAGGUGCUUACAAAGAUCCCGGAAUCCUCACCUAAGAAGCCCAUCAAGACUCCAGUAAAACAAAAUGGCCCUGCAGGAAAAGCCUCAGGAUCCGCUGUCAAACCACAGAUUAAGCCACCUGCCCCGGGAAAAGACAAACAACAGCCCGGCCCAUCUAAAUCUCUGCCUGAGAUUAAGAGCAAGUUGUCAACUGCAGCCAAGGAGGGAAAGCCACUUCCAAAGACAGAGCCGAAGUUUGAGAAUUACUUGAGAAGUGCUUUUAAAAUCUCAGACAAACAAGUGGUCAAGGAUCUUUGGAGUUUUGUGCAAACACUGAAGACUGAGAAGAAGUAACAUACACAUACGUUAAAGCAUUUGUACGUUUUGCAUCCUACAAGGCAUUUAAAGGCACAGUCGGCUAGAUUUCCUACUCUGUCUCCUUCUUUCAGCUCUGCGAAGGACUAUGAUCAGAUGAAAAUGGACUAAGUGCUGAAAUAUGGCAAAGCCAUCAAUUCAUAGAUUUAGGUGUCAAUGUUUUUCUUCUUCUUUUCCUAGACUGAAAGGACUUCAUUGAGUUGGUUCUUUCACAGACUCGAUUCAUGUUUAGCAGACUGUAGAUUUGCUGCAAGGGGAAGCUCCAUGCAUCAUAAUGGGCGGGGUCUGUGUUGCUACUACAGGAAAGGAAAAGUUUCUAAAAUUUAUACUACCUGCAGAUUUAUGUAGGGGUGUGCAGAUUUAUGUAGCUCCUGUAUAUCACUGAAUAUGAUCAUUAUUAGUUAACAAUAAGUCUUAUACUUGAAGGAUUCAAAACCAAAAACAGGCCAAACUUAGAACCUAACCUAGUUAGUAGUUGCUAGUUCUUUCGUACGCCCUGUUGGCAAAACAGUAUUAUUUUUAUACCUGCAGAAGGACUCACUGAACACAAAUGUGCUUGACAAAAAGUAAACAAAAUUUUGAAACUGUUGAAACGCUGCCUGCAGGUGGUGUAAGUGUCACAAUACAGAAGCUAUUCCUUUCCUUGCCUGUAGGUGGUGAUAUCCUCAUUAAACGUCCCACUUUCUUCAAAUACUGAAGAAGAUGCAGGUCACAUUGAAACAGCAACUGGGUGGAAAUGUGUGAAAUUGGUUGAUUAGCAUCUGUUUGUCAUGUUCAGUCAAUAUUGCAAAAGGAGGUUAUGCAGAAUGUGCCUUUAAAUACAGUCCUGAUCAAACGUUUAAGACCACCUGAAAAAUGGCCAAAAUCAUGCUUUGCCUGGUUGGAUCUUAACAAGGUUCCAAGUAGAGCUUCAACUUUUUGCGCAUGCAAUUUAAUGAAAACAACACUUAAACUGAAACAGUCUGUUUUACAGUGUUGUUUUCAAUAAAUUGCAUGCUCAAAAUAAUGUUUUGUCUCGCUCCCAUUUCUUCUUGUUACAUGUUGAAGCUCUAUUUGCAACCUUGUUAAGAGUAAACCAUGCAAAAUAUGAUUUUUUUGCCACUUUUCAAGUGGUCUUAAACGUUUAGUUUUUUCUCCAUUGGUUUGGCUCAUUUCUUGAAACAGAGAUUACAUUCUCAAAACUCUAAGAUCAUUUGGCAAAACACUCUUAGCUCACCUGCAAAAGCUCAUAUCUCGUCCAAAACUGUUCACUCAGGCUUCAAUCUAAAUCCCUUUCCCAUCUAAACAGUCAGUGUCUCCAAAAUGGCAAAGAUCCUUCUCAAUAGCUUUGGCUCAUUUCUCGACACAGAUCGGACAUUCUCAUCAUUCUUGGUGCUUUUGUCAAAAUAAACCUGGAUGGUUGAUCACAACAACAUGUCCACCUGCAAAAGCUCAUAUCUCUCCUAAAACAGUUCACUCAUGUGUCAAAACUACAUUUCUUGCUAAUCUGAAUAGUCAAUGCCCCCAAAAUGCAUCGUCCCUUUGGCAUUGUGUGAGUACUGCCAUACAAAAUGUUUAGAUGUUGUGUCACUAUGGCAGAGGACCAACAAUAUACAACAGAAAAGAGUAGCCUCCAAGGUUUGACGUCACAGAUUGCACUCAAACUACCAAGUAAAUUAUAACCAAUUUAUAUUCACACGCAAAGAAAGUUUCAUACAUAUGUAAAAAGAAAAUGUACAUUACAGUAGUAAAUUGUAUGAACACAAAAUCAAAAAACAAGGACUUAUUCAGUGGUCGCUGUACUCAUUCUCCUGCUCUUGUCCACUGUCUUCACCCUCCUGAUUAUUUACACGCUGUUGUCCGUCUGGCCACAGAUUCUCGUCCACAUCACAGCGGAUACUUUCUCUUGCGAUGCAACGAGAGAAGAAACGGCGUGCAUGCCGCAACCAUCCCCUGUAUUGAUCUCCUGUAAUGUCGUCACACGCUGCGUCCAUAGCAUGGAGCAGGGACGGCUGAUCCUGAGCAUGAUGCUCAUACACUCUCCACCUUCAAGCAGAGAAAAACUCCUCUAUCGGAUUGAGGAAAGGAGAGUAAGGUGGUAGGAAGCCCAUGACCAUCCUUGGAUGCGUUGCAAACCAGCCCCUAAUGAGUGGGCUAUGGUGGAAAUUGACAUUGUCCCACACAAUUACAUAAAUGGGUAGGUGAGGGCCCUAUGAGACCUCUCUCUCAUUUUCAGGGAUAAAAUCGGUAUAAAGGCGAUCCAAGAAGAUGAGGAGCUUGUGUGUGUUGUAUGGGCCAAGACUGGGGAUGUGAGUGGCCACACCAUUUUCAGAAAUGGCAGCACACAGUUAUAUUGCCCCCUCGCUGACCUGGGACAUCCACUGUGGCCCGGUGGCCAAUAAUAUUACGGCCACGUCUUCGGCCCUUGGCCAGGUUGAAGCCAGCUUCAUCCACAAACACCAGGAUGUGAGGGGUCUCAUGUCCUUCCAAUGCCAUUAUUCUCUAAAAUAGAGUAAAGAACAUAAAAUCAGUCAUACAGAAGAGUCAUAUACUACAGUUAGACAAUUACAUGUUCUCCCCCACAGGUUCAAUAUACUACAGGCCACUACUCCAGUGGUUCUAAACUAGUGAUAGGUCUAUGAGGAAGUACUGCAGGGGUAUAUGAUAGAAAGGGGAGUGGGAAAUACUGAUGACUCACUGAGAUGUUACAGUAAAACCUACAGUAUUAGAUUUGAUUGGGAGACAACAAAAUAAGGAUUAUAAUGAGAAUUGUAUCAUACAGUAAACUGCAGUUUUCUGUUGAAAUUGUUGAAGUCAGAUGCAGCAAAUACUGAUUCUGAAAUCAGGUACAGAAGGUAUUGAAACCAAAUAAGUGAACUACUGCUUACUGUGAUUACAGGUAAGGUUAUAAUGAGAGACAACCAGUAACUGACUUACAUUUACAUACUGGUAGCGCAGCUCUGUCAGAGUUCCUCUCAAAUGGUACCCUGUAGAUUUGUUUCAUUGUCAUCUGAUGCUCCUUCAAAACCCAGUCUAUUGUGGAGAUGCUUAUUGUGUUUAUAUUCUGGAAUAUAUGAUUGUCCUGAAGGAUGGCAUCACGGAUCUGUCUCAAUGUGAUGGCAUUAUUUGCCAUCACCAUGUUACAAAUCUCUCUUUCCUGUUGUUCAUUGAGCAGUUUUCCUCUGCCACCCACGCGAGGUUGUCGUCCAAUCCUACACAUAGAACAGAAUACAGUAGGUUACCAGUGUAAUUGUAUUAUUGUUUUACUCACAGUAACUUCACCACACUCCUAAUGCAGCAUUGCACAGUGACUGGAAUACUACUCUAAACUGUAUGAAUUAUGUAAUUCCAUAGUUUACAGUAAUUUGUUCAAUAUCUUUCUUGUCAUAUUUAGUAUCACAACAUUCCACUAGUCCUCUCCACCUGCUGGUAUAGACCUACUACUGUAGGCAGAUGCACACAAAAUCUCUACAGUAGGUUAUACAUUUUUUGCCUCACGCACAGUGCCCUGUCCUAUACAACAUAUAAUUCCAUCAUAGAUUACAUAGAGUACAUACCUGUUUUCCCUGCGAAAGGUCUGGGUGAUGGAGGAGACUGUAGAGCGAGGCACAUUAGGCUGCACUUGACGACCUGCCUCUGCCAUUGUGAGGCCAUGGUUUAUGACAUAAUCUAUAAUUGUGGCCCGAAUUUCAUUCGGGACAGCACAGUGUCUUCGCGCACCUCGGCCUCUUCCCCCUAGUCCUCCACCACGCAUUCUCAGUCCUCCUCUUCUUCCUCCUCUUCCUUGAGGGAGAACUUCCCCUUGUCCGUUUGCUUGGCCUUGUCUAUCCAUGUUCAGAGAUCGGACUGGCUCUGGUCAAGCUCUAUAUAUCUGUGUUUGGCAGCACACAAUCAUGGAACACACCUGUGUGUGACACUCCCCCUUCGUUAGUCUAGUUUCACCUGACUGUCAAUGACUGUCAUCAAUUUAUCAAAUAUUCAAAGAAAUUCAUAUAUGGUAUUCAUGGUAUUAUGUUCUUGACCAAUUUUGACAAUUGAACAGACAGUUGUGCAUGCGAGUACUUAUACAAUGAAAUCGUGCUGACAUGUUUUGGAGAGAAUGAUCAUUAGACUGGGAAUCAACUAAUCAGUUUAGAUCUAUUCAUUUGGAAAAUGUGCUAAAUGUGGGCUAACUGUAUAACUGUAGGCUACUUGUACUUAAUCAUUUGCAAAGAUGCACUGAGACAAUUGAGACAUGUACUAAGGCAUUUGCCAUUUGAUAAAAUGAAUGAGAAAUGCCAUUCUGUUGUGAACAUUUGCCAAGAGGUUUGGAGGUUUGUCCAUGUUAUUUUGAGAAUGUCAUUUCUGUUUCAAGAAAUGAGCCAAACCAAUGGAGAAAAACUGUAAUUGGGGAAUGCAUCUCUACUGUAAACUGAGAUAAACCCGUUUUGUGUGAAUUUGAGCAGCGCAUAUGUAAAUGGUGAGGACAGCUAAUAAAAGAGGACUGUUUGACAGCUGGAAAAUUUCAUCAGUUAGUGACAAUAAAAGUUGUUUGUUAUUUCAGCUUUGAGGAGUUAAAAAGCAUUUCAGCUUACAGACUUACAGAUUGUACAUGCGUUUUUUAAAAUAUUGUAUUGUUUUAGUCAAACCACAAUCAGUCAUUAUAAUAUAAUAAGAACAAUUAUAUUUUUAACAGCUUGGCCAGCAAAACCAAUAAAUAUGUUUCUCCCAGCAAAAAUAAAGCAAAUAGGCAAAAAGAUGUCACAAAAAUAAAUGCAUUAAAAACAAUUUUUGCAGAGUAAAAUUAUCACAGAUCCCCGUUGUGUAUUUAUGUCCAGAACAUGAACAACUCUCAUUAAAAUACUUAUUCCUGAAAACCAUCCAUCUAAAAAAGCGGCCGCUUUUUUACGUUAUCUCUUGUAGAGUAGUAUGAAAUCCAUAAAAGCAACGCAGGUGCUCUGACUGAACUGUUUUUGUUUAAUGUAUAUUUCAUAUAAAAUCAAAACAGAGCAAAACAGAUGGAUACUCCAGGAGUAUAUUAGCCCUAAUGCUGUUUUGCAUUAUAUUUUAAUGUACUGUAAUGCAUCAGAAAACAUUACAAGCAUAUUAAUAAUAUUAGUACAGUAUGAGGUAUCAGAGAAUUACAUCAGAGUAGCAUGACAUCACCUUAAAAAAACACAUAAGAACUCAUAUCUGUAAUUGUUUGCACUCAUAUAUCAGUGCUCUGAUGACAACAAACUCUCGUUCAUGCUGGGCUUAUGAUGUGUUGCUAUUCUCAUUUAAUAUCAAAAUGUUCCACAUCUUAAACUAAUUACACUGAUCCGGUCAAACUCUGCAUUAUCUAGAAAGUGUUUUUGCUAUAAAAUGUAUUACUUCAAUUUUAAUAAUGGAAGUUGCCCCUAUAAUUUGUCCAAAUAUAAUUAAUAAUUGUUAGUGAUGUCUUAUUUACACUGAGGUUUCAGUAGCAGCAGGUUGCCAGGCCCAGUCUUUUGUCUUUUUGCUUUGCACGUCUUUGAGUGAUUUUUUAAAAAAAAUACUUCUGUCAUAUCAGAUUUAAUGAACGCUGUGUUGUGUAAAUAUAUUUCUUGCUUUUAUUUACAAGACCGGCAGCUGAACAAUUGCAGUUUAGGUUUUAUCCUGCCCUUUCUAAUAGUUUAUUUUACAGCUUUGAGCUGUUUUCUUAGUCUUUGUUUCACAACUUGUGUUCUAGUAAAAAAUCCCUUUUUAAAAUGUCUGGAAUAUUGUUCUGAUUGUUGUUGUUGAUCUUUCGUUUGUGUGUAAGUUUGUCAUAUUUUGGGCAAUGGUGAAGCCAGAACCUUAAACAAGUCCAAGUGCGAAAAAGUGAUUGUUAUUUGUUGAAAGCUGACGCAUGUUUAAGGCUCAUUUUUUAAAAUAAUUUUUGUAAUCACAAACAUCUGGUUUAAUUUGGCUGUAAAAAAUGUAAGGGAUAAUGGGAGCAAACUCUUUGUAACGGAGCUGUUUCUCAUUUUUUGGCAGUACAUGAUGAGCAGGUGAUGCAUGUAUGGCUUUGCUGAGUGAGCUUUGUCCUAAACCAUGUUAUGGUACUUCACUGAAUUUAGUUACUUCAUCCAAAUGGUUGUCUUUUUUUCCCCUGUGACCUGAAAUAGAAACUGUAAGCUAGUACCCAUCUUCAGUUUGACUGGAUGACAAAACAAAACCACAUGAAAUUGUAAUUUACUGUGUGAUGUAGUCAAGUAUAAAUUGUAAUUAGGUAGCUUGGCUGACCCAUUGUUUGUUAAAAUAAAAUGCAUUGUGUCCAUUUCCUACAUCAAACUUAGUUUAUUGUUAAUGGUUUGUUGAAAGGAACAUGUGCGUCCUUUUUUGUACUUAUCUGUAACAUUUACCUGAAUAAAAUAAAUUCUAGUAA